Messenger RNA from Pyricularia oryzae 70-15, 2961 nucleotides. Its product is annotated as acetate kinase. Gene Ontology annotation, biological process: acetate metabolic process; phosphorylation. The record is from RefSeq and is a predicted model, not a curated record. The transcript has a single exon. Gene Ontology annotation, molecular function: acetate kinase activity. NCBI's taxonomy places the organism in Eukaryota, Fungi, Ascomycota, Sordariomycetes, Magnaporthales, Pyriculariaceae. Bases 229 to 1527 code for a protein of 432 amino acids.
CGUCAGUUGCUUUUCCUUUCCUGGAGAGCUAAUAGUCGCGGAGCUGCUCAUCAUUGUGGGACGCCCACUGCCAAUGCUGGACGACACUGUUUUAUCUUGCGUCAGCAGAAAGGACUUGUUCCAAUGGCCUGGUCAUCGGACGUGAAAAGCACGCAGGUUCACUGCUUGAUCACAGAAUAAGCCUCAUCCUGACUGGAAAAAGUUGGAAACUUGCAGAGAUUCACAGAAAUGGCAGUUAUACUAUCGGUCAACGCCGGCUCAUCCUCGGUCAAGGUCUCGGUGUACGAGGUAGCAGCAUCUGGGCAGCCUCCGAAGCCCAUCGCCGAGAUCCAAAUGAGCGGGCUGACAGCACCGCCCACAAAACUCACGUUUAAGAAGAGAAACGACAGCGACGGGAAAGACGAAAAGUUGCAGGAUGGCCAAGAGGUCAAGGACGCCGACUCGCAGAUAACUGCGUUCAAACGCAUCUUGGAUGUGUUGUUCGACUCUCGCGAACUGCCACAACUGGGACAAAGGUCAGACAUUGACUUUAUCGCGCACAGAAUCGUUCACGGCGGCGAUGCAUCACGCACCGAAAAGGUCGGGCGGAAGACCCUGGAGCGACUGGACGCGCUCAGCGAGCUCGCACCGCUCCACAACAAACCAUCGCUGGGCAUCGUCAAGGCAUGCAUGGACAUGGACGGGCUGGAAGACGCCAUCAACGUGGCCUGCUUUGACACACAGUUUCACGCCUCCAUUCCACGCCACAUCCACACGUACCCGAUCGACCAGGCACGUGCGCGAAAGAACGGACUCCGCAAGUACGGAUUUCACGGAAUCAGCUACUCGUUCAUCACGAGGGCAGCUGCGGAGCACCUAGGCAAGCCUGUCGAGGAGACGAGCCUGAUUGCGCUGCACCUGGGGUCCGGGGCGAGCGCGUGCGCGAUACAGAAGGGGAGGAGCCGCGACACGAGCAUGGGCCUCACGCCCGUGGCUGGCCUGCCCGGCGCGACGAGGAGCGGCAGCGUGGACCCGAGCCUCGUGUUCCACUACGCCAGCGAUGUGGGCAGGCUAUCGCCCAAUUCGACGCGCGACCUGCAUAUCUCACGCGCCGAAGAGAUACUCAACAAGGAAUCCGGGUGGAAAGCGCUGGCUGGCACGACGGACUUUGGGGAGAUAGCCGCCGCCGCCGAAGGGGACUCUGGUCGGGACAGCCUCGCAUUUGACCUCUUUGUCGAUCGCGUCUGCGGAUUCAUCGGGCAGUACUAUGUUAGCCUGGGCGGCGAUGUCGACGCGCUCGUCUUUGCGGGAGGCAUUGGCGAAAAGAGCGCGCUGCUGAGGAAGAAGGUGGUGGAGCAGUGUCGAUGCCUUGGAUUUCGCCUUGCCGCCGAUGGAGACGACGCUGCGAUCGUCGAUAAUGACGAGAGGAUCGUGAGCGAAGUCGGUGCGAGGGAUGCAAAGCACAGGGUCCUCGUUUGUCGGACGGACGAGCAGUUCGAGAUGGCGCGGAUGUGUGCCGAGGAUGAAGAAUUAUGGGGUGAAUCAUGAGCCUCAUCGACUCGACCGAGACGAAUGGGGUGGGUACUGGCUAAACACAUCGAUUUACUCAACGCGCAGGCAAAUGGAUCUGUUGCCCUGCGGCCAUCGGGAUCUCGCUGAUAAUCGCCGGCAAAUAUAUCUUUAUUUCCCGACAUCUCGCCAGCCAGUCUCUCUCCACAAAAGUAAAUUAACUAGCAAAGCAAAGCUGAAGGAACACGGUGGAGAGGAAGACACGAAAAGGGCAUUCUUGAGACUAGCGGCUUUAUCUUCCCAGUUUUUGGAGGAGAUAUGGGAUUGUGAAGUUGGCAUAACCCAAAGGCUUGAACGCCAUGAUCAGUAAUCCCAAAACGGCCAAUAUAAGGGGAGAAGACCCCGUUCCUCCCAAGAUUUGCUGUUCCAAUCGCCGAUUGAGGGCGUGUGAUUUGGGCAAGGCAACAUUGACUGGCGAAUAGCGUAGCAACGGACCAAGUUUUGAAUGUUGUUGAAAACCUGCCCGCGAGUCAAGAUCCCUAGCUAGUUUUGCCGUGUUGAGGUAGCCAAGAUAGCUCUGACCCUUUUUUUUUUGUUCAGCACAUGCAAGCUUCCAUCAGCCUGGGUAGAGUCCCACCCCACACAAGGUGUACUGUAAUCCUUAGCGUUUCUCCACGGCUCCCCGGCAAGGGUUUCUUCCCUCCCCUCCCUCUUUUUGUGGUAUUGGAUCCCCUUAUAUUUCAUUUGGGAAUCAGAACGAACAAAGAAUGAGGUCACAGGUUACCAAACUCUGGGUCGCCGCAAAGGUCUAGACCACUUCGGAACAAACGAGGGGUUUUUUUACUAUUGUAGUUUUUUUUAAUUCAACACUUCUCACCGAAGUAGGUGUUAUCAUAGCCUUUAUCUGGUAUAGCCUCUAUCCCUCUGUUUUUUUUUUUUAGGUUUUUUGAGACACAUGCCAACUAUCCCACCGGAAGGCCGGCCGUUACAUUCAUUGCCUUGAUACACGUUGCUCUAGUACCAAAAAGAGCGAUUCGCAAACGAGGGGGGGAUUUUAAAUUAAAAAAGAAGGGAAAAAGUAUGCAGUACCUUGCACAAGAGAGAUACCCAGAGAUGGGCUUGGAAACUAUUCAUGACACAUGCACCUAGCUGGGAAACAGGAGCCCACCCUGGAAAGUUUUUUCUGUCGCGUCCUUAUUUCCGGGCCGCGAAACAGCGCGAACUGCCCGUGGGGGUAUUGAUUUUCUUCUUGUUGCUCUUUGAUUUUCUUUUGCCUUCCUUUCUUUCUUCCUCAAGGGGCUUUAUUGAACGAGGGGCGAACCAGUGGGACUAGGGGACUAAAUGUAGAGUCAUGCCAUAAAAAAAAAAAAAAACGAGAAGCACUAAAACGAUCUGCCGGUCUCUUGCGUGGGCGCGAGUCCGUUCCUUUGCUCCCCGGUGGCCGGGGUUUGUUUACUCGACCGGAUGUGUGGG